Molecule: messenger RNA, 1083 nt
Organism: Panicum hallii
Lineage: Eukaryota; Viridiplantae; Streptophyta; Magnoliopsida; Poales; Poaceae
Product: formin-like protein 5
Exons: 2
Coding region: 1-1083 (360 amino acids)
Source: RefSeq, a predicted model, not a curated record
AUGCGCCCGCACGCGCGCGCCCCCGGGCCGCUGCCCCCGGAGCCGCCCGGACGCCCUGCACCAGCCGCUGCCUGCCGCGCCCCGUCCUGGCUGCGCCCGAGCCGCCGCACUGGCUCGCGCCCCGCGCUGCGUGACGCCGUCCGCGCGCCCUUGACCGCGCCGUGCCUGGCUCCGCUCGCCCCGCGCUGGCGCCCGCACGCCGCGGCCGCCUGCUCGGGCCGCUCAGCGCCCGAGCCCCGCUGCUCCGCGCUCGCCUGGGCCGGCCUCCGCGUCAAGCCGCCCUGGGCCGAGCCGCAACCGCCGCCCGUCGUCAGCCUCCACCUCUGGCCCCUCGCUCCAACGCGCCGCAGCCGCGCUGCCUGCAGCCGCUCGCCACGCCUGCUCUCACGCGCUGAGCCGCGCGCCGCUGCCGCCCUGCGCUCGCCCUUGCGCGUCGCCGCUCCGCCACCAAAGCCGCCGCUUGCCCAGAGCCGAACCGCCCGCUGCCACGCGUUCGCUCAGGCGCCGCCCCGCCUCACUCCGGCCUCACGCGCCUUCGCCUGCUCCGCACUGCUCGGGGUCCACGCCUGCACUCGCCGUCUUGGCUCCCGCACGCACUUCACCCGCGCGCCGCUCGCCCCACCUGGGCCGCGCCGCCUGGGCCUGCUGCUCGUCCACCUGCCGCCGCUCGGCUCCCCUCGCCCAGCACGCCCCGCGCGCCUGCCGCGCAUGCGCCCGCACGCGCGCGCCCCCGGGCCGCUGCCCCCGGAGCCGCCCGGACGCCCUGCACCAGCCGCUGCCUGCCGCGCCCCGUCCUGGCUGCGCCCGAGCCGCCACACUGGCUCGCGCCCCGCGCUGCGUGACGCCGUCCGCGCGCCCUUGACCGCGCCGCGCCUGGCUCCGCUCGCCCCGCGCUGGCGCCCGCACGCCGCGGCCGCCCGCUCGGGCCGCUCAGCGCCCGAGCCCCGCUGCUCCGCGCUCGCCUGGGCCGGCCUCCGCGUCCAGCCGCCCUGGGCCGAGCCGCAACCGCCGCCCGGCGCCUUGCGCCGCCUACUCCUGCGCGCUUGGGGGCCGCCCGGCCUGCUCCUGUGGUGCUUGUGCUGA